ACGACAACUGACAAUGCCUGAACCAGCAAAGCCCGCGCCCAAAAAGGGCUCCAAGAAAGCCGUUUCUAAGACCGCCGUUAAGGGCGGGAAGAAGCGCAGAAAGUCUAGGAAGGAGAGCUACGCCAUCUACGUGUAUAAGGUAUUGAAGCAGGUCCACCCCGACACCGGUAUCUCAUCCAAGGCCAUGGGAAUCAUGAAUUCUUUCGUCAACGAUAUUUUCGAGCGUAUCGCCGGAGAGUCGUCUCGCCUGGCUCACUACAACAAGCGAUCAACCAUCACCUCCAGGGAGAUCCAGACCGCCGUCCGCCUGCUACUCCCCGGUGAGCUGGCCAAGCACGCCGUGUCCGAGGGAACCAAGGCCGUGACCAAGUACACCAGCUCCAAGUAAACUGCCUCUUUCAAAUUCACCCCAAAGGCUCUUUUAAGAGCCACCCACUGGUCUCUAAAAUUGAGGAAAGUCCAUCAAAUUUGCUUGAUUGUCGUCCUGUAUUAUAUAUGAACCAAGUACAAACCUCCGUGAACAAGGACAGGUUAUUCUACUCAUCUAUACAGACAAAACUUUAUAUUCUUUCCCGACACCACCUUAUUAAACGCCAUUGAAUUGCUCAGAUUUUUUUGCUCUCCCUGUAUGAUGCAUGAUAGUGGACCACGCCUAAAUAGGAACCGAUUGCGGUGCAACAACAACUCGAUAACAAUGUAUGAUGAACACAGAUGGGCCACUACUAUCAGUGCAAUACUAACAUAUCGAUCCCUAAACAGCGACUUCCAAGAGAGCUUUACAAAAGUGCAUAGGUCAUUAAUCAUAACGAGAUUGCCACAAAUAAUUGCCAAUGUUAAGAACCAUAUGAGCAUGUAGUUACACAAGUUACAAUUAAACAUGAACCUCAAAAAGUGCAAGUGUACCUACAACGGAUGAAGUCCAUGUUACAACAAGCCUAAGUGAAUUAGAUAUACAGUAUUGAUACAUUUGCUUAUCAUAGAUCAUUCUUUCAAUAUUCAUUAAGUGCAUACAUUGGCUGUUUUUUCUAUUAGUACUCAUGAGCCGUUGGCACCACUGUUGCAGCUCUGUAGUUUAUCUCGUGGCUGCUUAUCGGGCGAGCGACUUCAGCGCCCUGUUGAAAGGCGCGAAUUGAGAGAGAAGGAAAUAUCUAUAAACAAGUAGGACUACAAUGACGUUUAGGAUUUGAGUUGAAUGGAACUAAGUUAACACAUGGUAGACAAAAUUAAACCCGAAAGUUGAAAGUCUGUUUUCGAAACCUCUUUAAAAUAGAUGGUUACAUUGUAUUUGUUUGUGUGGAAACACCGUGAAAGGAGAGGAGAAGCCUAAAACAGAGUAGAUGAAAGCAGAAAACAAUAUUGUACACUAGAGUAUAGUAUAGUCCUCAUCAAGUAGCCUACGCAUCUAAGAUGCAAACUUUUUUUUUCAGAACAAAGAAUCAAUAACCAUGAAUGAUAUUGAUCAUGCCACCAAAAACAGAUAUAUAGUAACUAGAUAUAGUAAAUAUAGUAACAUGCCUGGCUUGGAAAUUUAGGAAGUAGAAAUUAUAGAUAUUUGUGUAUAAAAAUUAAGGAUAAAUAAUGACCUAAAGUACUGAUACUUGAAAAAUCUAUAACACACUGUCACUUUCAGCUACUGAUUGCACUAUUAGCAAUAUUGCACUGAUUGUAUCCCACUUGUCUUUAGGUUAGUAUAGGU
This is a messenger RNA of Hypomesus transpacificus, 1696 nucleotides long. Its product is annotated as histone H2B-like. Gene Ontology annotation, molecular function: structural constituent of chromatin; DNA binding; protein heterodimerization activity. The transcript has a single exon. The record is from RefSeq and is a predicted model, not a curated record. NCBI's taxonomy places the organism in Eukaryota, Metazoa, Chordata, Actinopteri, Osmeriformes, Osmeridae. Bases 14 to 388 code for a protein of 124 amino acids. Gene Ontology annotation, cellular component: nucleosome.